UUCUCUCUUAACGCAUUUUCAAUAAGAACACUGUGAUCGUAACGAGAUGUGGUUUUUGAGUGUGUGAAAAAAAAAAAGUGUGAUUCUGCCGUGUGACAAGCGAGACUGACGUUGUGGACACGAGCGCUGGCACGCAACGUAUCGUCUCGCAGAUCUCCACUGGCAUGGAGCUAGGAGCGCACUGAUAGCGUUAGUUUACGAGAUCUUGGUUUCUAUGCAUUGCCUGCCAAAGAAGAACUGAGCCCAAUGUUUCCACACAAUUCUAGUUCACAUGAGAUUUCUACAGAAACAAAUGCCUUCGUACAAAAUUCCAUGGGGGAUGUAGUAGUAUUAGAGAAAAGCAGUCUGGAUGGGGUGGGGGAAGGGGAAGGAUCAGAGCACACUAGGUACUGUGAUAUCGAAUCGAUAGCAAACAGCAGCAUGAUGGCAGCACCUAUUAGCCAUCCCGAAGCUACCGCCGCCAAUGACUUUUCAACCGUCCUGCUGANCCAAGCUGGUGAGUUCAACUCAACCGGCAUAGGUAAGGCCUGCCAGUCAGUGGCGCCAGCAACCACAAAAUACCCAACAAAUCACCCUCAAAUCUGCGAUAAUAAUAAUAAAAUAAAUAAUCACAACAAUGCAGAACAUAAUCAUCACAAGUACAGAAAGCAAAACACACCGGGCUUGCUUGGUCUGCAGCUGGGCAGCUCCGCCAAUAACUCUAAGUCUACUUGUAAGACAUUAAGUGAUAAUAAGACUAGCUUUAGUACUGUAUACAUUAGGGUACAUAUAAGAGUAAGUGUAAAUUUUGAAAGGGACGAAAUGUGUUACACCGUUGGGGUACCUAGCCUAGUUAGGAUACCCAAGUCUGAUAGUCCCCAACGGUUGUUACGCCUCCCUAACUCUGAUGACAAUUACUCCUUACUAGGGUCCUGCCUUGACCUAGGCGACAACAAUAAAUUUAAGGCUAAUUUUAGUUAUAUAAGUAAUAACAACUCCAAGUCUGUGAUAUUGCUCAGCUCAACCAGUUACAGUAACCAUUACCUCCUCUUUAGUGGUGGCUUUGACAAGAUAGCUGCUGUUAUCCCGGUACUUUGUAUUAAAAGGGACGAUUCUACCACCACAUCGAAUAGAAUGAAACUACUAGGUGAUAAGUACGCCCUAGUUACCAGUUUUGCUCAGAUCUCUAGACUGCUUGCAAACGAUAGAAUUCUGGAUGAUUCUAACUCCGACAUCCGAGUUUCACUGAGCCGCCGAAUAGUACGACACCUCUUGGAAACGCAUUUGAAUGUCAUCACUUUAGUACCGGUGUCUGUUCACGCUCAGAAUUUCGCGAUGUACGCCGCAAGUUCUUCCAUUACGCUUAUCGUUUCCAGAAACGAAGUAAUUGACCACACUUUGCGAUCUUUCCUGAAAAAUCUCACACAACUAUAUGUACAAUCUUCUAUUUCUCCAUUAUGUAAUGUCACUGUGACCGAGCUGAUGCAACACAUAUGUGUUCCACUAUUAAUAAUAUGUAAAAGUAAUGAUUACAACGUUGGUAAUAAUUAUAAUGAAUAUUAUAACGAGUACAGUAACGUUGGUAGUAUUGAAGAAGAAAUUAAUAUUAGUAAUAAUAAUCCAGAUGUUAUCGGAGACAUUGUUGACAUCGCUGUGUGCUACAAGACUAGUGUAAUGACUACUAAUGUUAGGAUCUUAGGGUCUCAAAAUGAUGGUAUUAGUUGUACCGAAGCAACAAUAUAUACUGUUGGUGCUCUUUUAUUUCAGGAUAACAAUAAGCCUCUAAACACUUGUUUUAAGAUUAGUAGAUAUAGGGGAUUGGUCACUACCGAUCGCGAAUCUAACUCUACCAUUAAGUCUGUAUUUAGGUCUAAGUUAAGCGAUAAGUGUAGUAACGUUAAGUUUGAAACAUCUCAUGCCGCUCGACUUGACGAAUCUGACAACAGUAAGCAAGUUAAGUUGACUGUCAACAUUCCUAUAAUGACUACCUGCAAGCCUACGAUGACGCUUACAUGCCAAUCAGCCACCGUCGCAUCCCAAACAAUUGUUGUACCUGUAUCUCGGGCGGAGAGUCGCACGAACGACAAUGAAAUGCGAUUGGAAUAUUUCAAUAUACUCCAAAAUGACCAAAUAUGUAUCCAAUAUAUGUUGCUAAGUCAUACAGAUGAUCUUAAUAAGAAUGACUUGUGUCGUUAUGAUGCAACUAAAUUUAAAGAUGCGCAAAUUUAUGCUAUUGACAAGCUCAAGGCUACUACAACAUCGAAAGAUGACGCUCAGUUGAUCUGCAAAUAUCACCGAGAUAUUCUUAAACUUUACGACCAAAGUCGUAAAAACGAUGACGAUAAUGCCAUCAUCUGCAACGGCAACGAAGAUUUCUCUCUAUCGACUACGAUAUGGCACUUCCUAAAGAUGUAUGUGCGUGUAUUAGUUUCUAAUUGUCGAAGAAUAUACGAGACGAACAGGAACGAAUACGAAGUUAAUCUGCGUCGACUACGAUCUAUCUUGGACAUCCUAAUUUGCAAAUCCUAUGUCUCAGAGUUGUAUGAAAAUUACAACGAGCCUAUUGCAAGUUACAAGCAACGUUGGGGUAUACCAAUAGGACUGCGGUUGGUAGGAGGUGGAGAGAGUUCCUUGAACAGUGGAGGAGCUGCAAAUUGGGGAACAACACAAGCCACUACACCGAAUAACAAUAAUACGAAUCAGAGUGGAUGGGGUGGUACACCCGGAAAUCCACCCGGUAGUGCUAAUGCGCCGAACAAUUGGGGCGGAAACACUGUCAAUCGAUCUGUUACUGGUAAUCCAAAUCAAAAUCAAAAUCAAGGACCACCUGGAAACCAAAAUAAUCCAGGUAAUGUGAGUAAAGUUAAUAAUCCCAAUCAACAAUCGAAUCAACAAUCUGGUCCACCAACGUCUCAAUCAAAUAACCCUACCCAAGGGAAUCAGAAUAAUAACCAAUGGUCUCAGGGAAAAUCUAAUAAUCCAAGUGGUCUUGGGCAAAAUCCAUCAGUGCAAAAUAAUAAUAGUAGUGGCGUUCAACAGCAGCAAUCUUCAGGUUCAAGUGCGAACAAUAAUCAGUCCAAUAAUCCUACCCAAGGAGCUGUAAGCAUUGGCAACACAUCAACGACUAAUAAUCCGUCUACGAAGCAACAACUCGAACAACUCAAUACAAUGAGAGAAGCGCUUUUCAGUCACGACGGUUGGGGCUGUCAAAACGUGAAUCAAGAUACAAAUUGGGAUGUCCCAACAUCUCCUGAGCCAAGCAUAACUAAGGAUGGUGUACCGAUAUGGAAACCACCGGUGAACAACGGUACCGAUUUGUGGGAGGCGAACCUGCGUAACGGUGGACAGCCGCCGCCUCAACAGCAAACGAAAACACCGUGGGGACAUACUCCCGCGACUAACAUCGGUGGCACUUGGGGCGAAGAUGACGAAACGGCAGAUUCAUCCAACAUGUGGACCGGUGCACCAACGCAAUCCCAGCCGAGCGCAGCUCAGUGGACUGGUGCUGCCGGUAAUCAAGCCGGAUCCAAUUGGGGCGAUCCCAGAAUAGACCAUAGAGAUCCACGGGACUUACGGUCUGUAGAUCCACGAGAAAUGCGUGAUCCUCGAGAUCACCGUAUGUCCUUAGAUCCUCGAGAUCAUAUGCGUGUAAUGGAUCCUAUGGCACGUGAUCCGCGAAUGGCCGACAUGCGUGGUGAUCCACGUGGAAUAUCAGGACGAUUACAUGGAGCGAACGCGGACGCCAUGUGGAAUCAACCACCUGGACCGCCCCAUCAUCAGAUGGGUCACCAGCAUCCAUCCGGUCCGCCAGCCAAGAUGCUUAAUCCGUCAAACAUGAAUCAAUGGGCCGCACAACCGCCAAAGGACAUUAUGCCCGGCAAACCGUCCGGUUGGGAAGAACCCUCGCCGCCGACGCAACGACGUAAUGUGCCCAAUUAUGAUGAUGGGACUAGCCUCUGGGGAAAUCCAGCUGCUAAUCAGCGUGCAAUGCCAGGUAGCAAGGUUUCACAUUGGAAGGAUAUACCUGCACCGAACUUAGCUCGUGGAGGUAUGCAAUGUCCACCAGGUAUGCCUCAGAACAGAAUGCCAGGUCAACCUGGAAUGAAACCAGAUGUAAGUAAUCCCAUGUGGGGCCAUCCUGGGGCUCCAGGCGGACGCAAUGGAACAUGGACAGAUGGGCCUCAUGAUACUGCAUCUUGGGACGAUCCUAAGACACCGGCUACGUGGAACGAACCUCCAUUAAAUCCAGGUUGGGGUGGUCCAACUGCGCACAAGCCAAAGCCUAUGGGACCUGCCGGUAGCUGGACCGAUUCUGAUAUGGAUCCAACUCCUAGCUGGGUACAUUCUGCAAAACCUACCUUAACAAAAGAAGUUAUUUGGAACAGUCGUGAGUUCCGUUAUCUUUGCGAUUUAGGAUUUAAGAAAGAGGAUGUCGAGAUAGCAUUAAGAAAUCGAGAAAUGAACCGAGAAGAGGCAUUAGAACUUCUCAAUCAAAUACGUCCUGUCGAUCAGUGGAGACGUCACGAGACACAUUCAGGUUACGAUCCAACUCAUCAAGCAACUACUACGCCAGCCUAUCCUCGAUUCAAUCAUGUCGGACAACAGAUGUCAUUCCCUCCGGGUGGCGGAGUGCCCAGUGGGGCAACCAGUGGGGGCGUAGGUGGUUCUGUCACCAGUGCUAGUCUUCUCAAGCUUCAGCAACAGCAACAGCAGCAGACAGCUGUUCCGCUACAGCAACAACAGCCAAGUACCAAUACGCCACAACCCCCUUUCAACCAGGCAUCUCGUGCAUCACAGAAUCAGCCAAGCACUCAGCAGUUACGGAUGCUUGUACAACAAAUUCAACUAGCAGUGCAUGAAGGAUAUUUGAACCAUCAAAUCUUGAAUCAACCAUUGGCUCCUCAAACUCUGAUGUUAUUGAAUCAACUACUACAACAAAUUAAAGUCUUGCAGCAAUUACAUCAACAACAUGCUGUUCAAAACACAAUGAAGGGAAGCAAUCAGUCGGCGCUGCAAAUUAGUGUUCAAAUCACGAAAACCAAGCAGCAGAUCACCAAUUUGCAAAAUCAAAUUGCAGUACAGCAAGCAACGUACAUGAAGCAACAACAGCAACAUCCGGCUCCUCCAUCGCAGGCAUCGGAAUAUUACAAAUCUUCCGUACAUGAUCCAAUGACAGCUCUACAAAACAGUUUCAGCGAUAUAUCAAUGAACAAAGAGCCUCCGGUUAGUCAGCAACAGUCAAGAUUGAAUCAAUGGAAGCUACCAUCACUUGAUAAAGACGGUGAUUUGGUAUCGAACGAAUUUUCUCGUGCUCCCGGAACUACUAGUAAACCGCCCGCAACACCUGGUGGUUUGACUCAGUCACAUAGUAGUCCGAAUAUGAAUCCCUUGCUAGGUCAAGGAGAUGGUACAUGGUCUUCACGACUCGGCGACAGCGGCUGGCCUGAUCCAAGUAACAGCGAUUCAACCGAUGGAAAGGAUUGGCAACCAGGUGGUGCUGCAUAUACUGAUCUCGUACCAGAAUUUGAACCAGGGAAGCCAUGGAAGGGUACCCAGAUAAAAAGCAUCGAGGAUGAUCCUAGCAUCACUCCCGGCUCCGUAGUACGUUCUCCAUUAUCCCUGGCCACUAUCAAGGAUACCGAUACGAUCUUUUCAUCGAGCAGCAAAACAUCACCGCCACCGCAAGCAGCUAAUCCCGAUACAUCGAUCCCAAGUCUAAGUAACUCUACAUGGACAUUUAAUCCACCAGUUACCACACCUAGUGCGUUUACUAGCACUUCCAAAAAUACAUGGGGAGAAUCCGCUCCUCCGCCUACUGCUGUGACUUCGGAACUAUGGGGUGCACCGAUGAGUAAAGCACGCGGUCCACCUCCUGGUUUAAGUAGUAAAGGAGCUACGAAUGCGAGUAAUGGUUGGGGUGCUGGCUUAGGAAGUGUUAGUAGAUCGUCUAGCUCGUGGGGCCUCCAGUCAUCCACUGUCAGUAAUUCGGGUUGGAUGUCCACCUGGCUUCUAUUGAAAAAUCUUACUCCACAAAUAGACGGCUCUACUUUAAAAACAUUAUGUAUGCAACAUGGACCGGUUCAAGACUUCCGUCUCUAUCAGAAUCAUGGAAUCGCUCUGACAAAAUAUUCCUCUCGCGACGAAGCAAUCAAGGCUCAGGGAGCCCUAAACAAUUGCGUCCUGGGUAACACAACGAUAUUCGCCGAGUCGCCUGCAGAAAGCGAGGUUGCUGCAAUUCUUCAGCAACUCGGUCAUGGCGGACAACAGCAGGCUGGCGGUUCCGGAGGAGCCGGUUGGGGCCUUAGACCAACUAACAAAGCUGGGCCGCCGCCCGACACAUGGGGAGGCAGCUCUAGUCAACUCUGGGGCGCUCCGCCCACCAGCAAUUCCCUGUGGAGUAACGCGGGAAUUGACAACAGCGAUCAGCAACGAGCAACUCCCAGUUCUCUUAACUCGUACUUACCGGGAGAUCUUUUGGGAGGUGAGUCGAUGUAGAGAACGAGAGGCCAUCCGCCCGAAAUCUCAUCAGAUAAUUGAAAAAUUCACUUGCUUAUUACGCAAGUCCAGAUAUGCAGCUCGGCUGACGCAAACUUCGUGAUCGAAUGCGUAUUACUUCCCUUCUGAUCCCCGCCUCUCAUUCCUUUAAGAUUACACGGUUACAUUUUGUAUAUCUUAGUAUUAUCAUGUAUUGAUCAGUGUCUUUGGCUAAAGCGGAUACGAGAUGUGUCUGCUUUUGUAAUCAUUGAUGAUAGAAGAUGAGCAUGAGAGAGGAUGAGGGAAUGGGAGGGGGAGCUUAGAGAGUGAUAGAGAUGGUAUGAAAGAAAAAGUGAAAGAGAGAGAGAGAGAGAGAGAGAAAGAAAGAGAGAGAGAGAGAGAAAGAGAGAGAGAGAGAGAGAGAGAGAAUGAGACGGACGAGGUCUUCACGAAACGUCAAUUAUAUUGCUAAGAAACGCAAUUACUAUAACGAGUUACUUAACAAAAAUAUUACUACCCUCGUAUCCGCCUUGAGUAGAACACGCGUAAGCAAAAAAAAUCGCAGCGGCAUACAGCCAAAUCGUGCGAUAAAUAUCUAAUUUUACAUGACAAACUACACUCUACACACAUAACACAUUCAUAAAGAACACUCGACAAAAAAGAAAGGUACUUGCAAAUAUGAAUUUUACGAUCGCGUCAUUACUCCGAGGAGAUUUACGGAUUGCGGAAGAUAAGUUGGACCAACUGCAACGGUCUCUUCAUUAACAUAAUGGUGCGUGUAUUGCGUGCGAUUUGCCACGAUGUAUAACGACGAAGUGGCGUUCUCGUCGUUCCAAGCCAAUCUAGUAAGAAUUUCUAAUCUGAAGAUAACGCAUAGAAGAAGGAAGAUGAAAAAAAAAAGAACUAUUCGCGCUCCCUGCCAUUUUACUGUGAAUGGCGGGCGCUUUUCAAUGAAGAUUUAUCGGCCAAGGGUCUCUGAUCAGGUCAAAGAGUGUUCCAUUUUUUGCUGGACAGUUCUGAAGACUGCAGCGAGUAUCAAACGUAGACUGUAUCAAUCUAAUCAAAAGAAAGAAACCUUAAAAAACAAGCAUUGACGUCGCUGCCUGGUGUUCUGCCCCGAUCCCCACUCCCUACUGCACUCUCCGGACCCCCCACGAAUGUGGAAGAAACGAGGAAUGCAGGGAUAUCAGAUCAACUGGGCAACGACGCAACGAUACCAAAUGUUAUCGCAAUAACGUAAAUUUUAUUCUAUAUUAAAUCUAGAUGCCACCUGUCGUGCCAAUGUCCAGUGUGUCUCUUUACCAUUUAUUAACGUAGAGUUUAAAUGAAGAAAAAAAGAAGAAAUACGAAAAAAGGAACGGGGGAAAAACGGUAAGAUGAAGAUUAGAGGACAAGGGAAGACCGAGAAGUGCUGAUGAAAUGGCUAAUAAAUCGAUUGAAAGUCGGGUCGUGUUUACAUUAAAGUAAACAUGAAGACGAGUAAUGAACACUACGUACUGAUUACCCGUACGUAGCAUAUUACGCUUCUCAUUAGUGAUGUUCGAAUUCGAGGAAUCACAAUGAUCCGCGUAAGAUCGCAACGCGAGUAAUGGCGAUGUUACGAAUGUAUGGCAUUUAUUACGGGCGCAUUGCGGAGCUCGGUCUAGGAUGAAUUAAAUUAGUUUUUCUCUUCAACGUCAAAGGUACCUGAACGGACUGAUAACCAAACGACGAACAAGCGAACCGUUAUUUACUCAUGCACAACAAUUUUGUUUUUACUUUCCGCUUCUCCGUGUCGGUGAAGUGUUUUGGGAACGUUUCGCAAUCAAUCAUUGGCGCAACCGCGAACGACGUGAAAGAGACGGCUUUUUUUCCUUCGUGAACUGAAAGAGGUAGAAAAAGAGUAAGAGAUAUAUAUAUAUAUAUUACAUAUGUAAAUAUAUAAAUGAAAUUAGAAGGAAAAAAAGAAACAAUCACAGGACGCUGUUCAGCGAGACGCGCGCAAUAAAAGUGAACAAUUACAUAUACACACACGCUGAUCAUACACGUUUGCCACGCAUGACUGAACCUGCAUGCUUGCAAAUGUCAAACACGCCAAGCUAAGGAAACGUAACAUAGUAGCAUUGGUCGACAAUGAUUCCACCGCUUCCAUGCGAUCGGUCGAUCCUCGCGGAUACCGGACCACUAUAUCCUUUGGCGUAUUAGUAAAUCAAAAAAGCAUUGGGAAUUUUUAUAUUUGUUGCCUUCCAAGGAGGAAGAAAGAGAAGAGGGA
This is a messenger RNA of Mycetomoellerius zeteki, 8704 nucleotides long. It is a transcript of the gene gw, whose product is annotated as trinucleotide repeat containing adaptor protein gawky. Gene Ontology annotation, cellular component: P-body; nucleoplasm. NCBI's taxonomy places the organism in Eukaryota, Metazoa, Arthropoda, Insecta, Hymenoptera, Formicidae. The record is from RefSeq and is a predicted model, not a curated record. Gene Ontology annotation, molecular function: protein binding; RNA binding. Bases 247 to 6474 code for a protein of 2075 amino acids. Gene Ontology annotation, biological process: positive regulation of nuclear-transcribed mRNA poly(A) tail shortening; miRNA-mediated gene silencing by inhibition of translation. The transcript is spliced from 17 exons.